GCACGCGACGAGCCCCUCACCUCACCUCCACUCACCCUCCCAAAGCGCCCGGCUUUCUCUUUCCUUCCUCCCGCCCGCCCGUGCUCCGCAUCCGCAUGUCAACGCGAACAAAAAGAGCUCCCUCCUCCACCACCACCGCUGCCACGCAACGAAGCUUCGCUCCCACCACCGCCGCCGCUCCGCCCCGGGCGGGAGAGCGCCUCCACUCGUAUAAAGCCAGCGGCCUCGCACCGCUACUCCGCUAGUGGCGCUCCGAUUCUCUCCGCUUCACCUCUGCUUGCUGCGGCCUCUCCUUGAGCUCCCUCUGCUAAGUGCUAAGCCUCUCUGCGCCUCGCGUACGUCGGUCGGGCAUGGCGGCCGCGGCGGGAAGGAGCGGCGGCGGCUGCGGUAAGAAGCGCAAGCGCGUGGCGGCCGGUCUCGGCGACCUCCACGACGACAUGCUCGAGCGCGUGCUCGCGCACCUCCCGCCGGCGAGCUACAUCCGCCUCCGGGGCGUCUCCCGUCGGUGGCGCGCGGCCGCGGACUCCAACACGUUCCGCGCCGCCUGCGCGCGCGUCCCGGCGCGGGACCCGUGGUUCCUCAUGCUCGAGGACUCCGGCCACCAGGGCCAGGAGGACCAGCAGCGGCUCCCGGCGCGCCCCGCCGCCGUCUUCGACUCGGCCGAGCGCUCCUGGGCACAGUGGCGCGGCGCGCCGGGGCCCGCGCCGGUGGCCGCCGCGGGCGGGCUCGUGCUCUACCGCGACGCGGCCACGGGGGAGCUCACCGUCGUUAACCCGCUCACGGGCGCGUCACGCGCGCUCCCGCCGCCGCCGCCGUCGAGCGCAGCGGGCGCGCUGCAGGCUGUCGCCAUGUACGGGUCCCCGUACAGCGUCGUGCUCAUCCUUGGCGAGCUCCCGGACCUGUCCAUAGCGUCUUACGACUCGACCAAAGACGCGUGGGAGGGCGCCGUGGCGCUGACCCGGAAGGCGGAGGACGACGAGGCCUCGUCGCGGGAGCGCGUCGCGGAAGAAGGCGAGGGCGGCGACGACACGCUCUACUUCCUGAGCAAGUCCGGCGACGUCGUGGCCACCACCAUGCAGAGGAGCGCGUCGCGGCAGUACUCGUCCGCCGUGGCGUGCCGCGGCAGCGGCGGUGACGCCGUGGCCUACUUCCUGAGCCGCUCGGGCACGGUGGUGGCCUGCGACCUGGCGCGCCGCGCGUUCGCGGAGCUGCCCCGGAUCCUCCCCGUGUACCACGAGUACUCCAUCGACGUCGUGGCGUGCGGCGGUGCCGCGUACGCGGUCGUCCUCUCGGAGCUCCUCGACACGGCGAGCCUGCGCGUGUGGGAGCACGCCGGCGGCGCGUGGCGGCAGGUGGCCGCGAUGCCGCCCGCCAUGUCGCACGCCUUACGCGGCGCCAAGGCCGACGUCAACUGCGUCGGCCACGGCGACGGCCUCAUGGUCUGCGUCAGCUCCGGCGACGCCGCCGCCCGCGGCUGCUUCCUGUGCGACGUCAGGACCAACCGGUGGGAGGAGCUCCCGCGCCGGGCCGGCGAGGACGGGGAGGCCGCCGCGGGCUUCGUGGCCGCCCUCUCGUUCGAGCCAAGAAUGGAGGCCGCCGUCUGAUGCGUUGGAGCCUCAGCAUUUGCCGGUUCCUUUCGCGUUAGAUUCGCUUAAUCUGGCAUCCCUGAUGCUAAUUGUACGUAGUGAUGCGUGAUCGUUCGUGUUCACGAUUGCCUCAGUGAUUUGAGAUCGUUAUGGUUUCGUUUUA
Messenger RNA from Panicum hallii, 1749 nucleotides. Its product is annotated as F-box only protein 13-like. The transcript has a single exon. The coding region runs from base 351 to 1604 and encodes 417 amino acids. Gene Ontology annotation, molecular function: protein binding. NCBI's taxonomy places the organism in Eukaryota, Viridiplantae, Streptophyta, Magnoliopsida, Poales, Poaceae. The record is from RefSeq and is a predicted model, not a curated record.